AUGAAGCAGCGUAAUUUGUUAAAAGGACGCGUGAAGCACUUGCUGAAAGAACAAAAAGACAUGGGCCAAGUGGGCAAGUCAGCUGUACUUUGUUGUGCAUUGGCGGUGCAAAUUUUUGUAAAGGACCUUGUGACUGAAAUGCAUCAGCAGCUGACAGAGGGUGAUGAGAUGACACCGAUGGAGUUAAAGAGAAUCGUGUUAGCGAGGGAAAAACUUAACUUUUUGCACGACAAAGUUACUGCUAUUGAUGAGAAUGCUGCCAAGUACCAGAAGCCAGCACGCUGUGGCAAGAAGAGAGCACAGUUGGAUGCUGCGAAUAAAUUAUCAACGAAGAAAGCACGCGCAACAAGGACGGCAAAGAAAUCAAAUUUUUUAUCAAAGACUACAGCAGCCAACCCAGCAGUCUCGGCAGCGAAGACGUCUACAGCUGUGACAGCUAAGAAGAAUAUUACUUUAGUAUCACUGAACCCUAAAGCACAAUCAGUUUUGGUUAAAGAAGACGAAGACUACGACGAAAGUGAUAGCGAUGUAUGA
Peronospora belbahrii is the source of this 534-nucleotide messenger RNA. The record is from the annotation of a GenBank genome assembly. Lineage: Eukaryota; Oomycota; Peronosporomycetes; Peronosporales; Peronosporaceae.